Hydra vulgaris (swiftwater hydra) is the source of this 1832-nucleotide messenger RNA. Its product is annotated as probable transcriptional regulatory protein Nther_1800. Lineage: Eukaryota; Metazoa; Cnidaria; Hydrozoa; Anthoathecata; Hydridae. The record is from RefSeq and is a predicted model, not a curated record. Gene Ontology annotation, cellular component: mitochondrion.
UAUUUUUAAAUAUAUAUAUUUCAUUAAUUUUACAAAAGCUAUAUUAGUUCAUUACUAAUUGCUAAAUAUACAAAGUACAGACUGAAGGGAAUAAAAGGGAGACCGAUGGGGAUAGAGGAAACCCUAAAGUAUAUUAAACAUAUAAAUAGACCAAGUAGGUAUCAAAGAAGACCAAAGGAUAACCAAGGAAGCUGGGAGGCACUUAAGUCACAAUCUACCAGGGAGACUAAAGGUUGAAGAAAAUGAUGAUUGUUGGCGUUUUCAUAUUAUUUUUAAAAUCCAAGUUCAUAUGGGAGUGUAUUUAUUUUUUGAGUCAAAUUGUUAUGAUUCUUAAUCAGAAUAGAGCAAAUGACUUAAAGGUUUUGCACAUUACUUAAAGGUUCCCUUAUAUUCUCUUUGCAUACCUUCAAACCUAUUGGUAGUUUUUUUCAUCAGCUAAGUUGUUUAAUGCUUAAAAUCAGCAAACUAUUGUUUUUACUUUUUUUCUUCUUAUUUCAUUCCAUAUUUUUGAUAUUCUUAUUUUAUAUUUUAAGUUUUUUGUGUUAUUUGUUUACAAAGAAAUAAAAGAUUCACAUCAGGUGUAUUUACUGAAUUUACUAUAUCUAUUCUUUGACUGACUUGUGCAUAUUACAACAUAAUUGAAUGAAGAAAUGUCUCUAUCUCCCAAAUACUUUUAUUGCGAGUUUAUUACAAGUUGUUAAAAUUAAGUAUGUAAAGAAUUUUUAUACCUACAAAAACGACAAAGGAGCACUAUAAAAAAAUUAUUUUUUUUUUUUGUUUUAUGAAAAUAGAUGAAUAUAAAUUAAAAAUAUGGCUUCAAUCAUAUUGAGACAAAACUUUAAAUCAAAUGGGAGAAAUAUUCUAUUGUUAGUUUUUGAUAAUUUCUCCCAAAAUAAUAUCACAGUUUUAAAUUCUUUGAGUCAUAUACAAAAACGGUUUGCAGGCCAUUCGAAAUGGUCAAAUAUUAAAUUUAAAAAGAUGCACAUUGACAAUGCGAGAGCAAAGGUAUUUGGUAAACUUUCUAUGGAAAUUAUUCAAGCUGUCAAAGAUAAUGGCCCUGAUGUCAAAUUUAACUCAAAGUUGGCUCAACUUGUUUCAAAAGCAAAAGCCUCUUGUAUGCCUAAAGAAAAAAUUGAAACCUCCAUUAAAAAUGCAUUAAGAGAAACAGAUGAAAAAUACAUUAGUUUUAUGUUACAGGCUCGUGGACCUGGUAAAUGUGGAUUAAUCAUUGACCUCUUUACUCCAAAUCCUCUUCGAAGCAAAGCUGAAAUCAAAAGUAUUCUUAAAAAAAAUGAUUGUACCUUCAUUGAAGAUGGCUCUGUUGCAUUUAUGUUUGAAAAAAAAGGAGUUGUUAGUGUGCAGGAGAAUUCAUUGCAAGAUUUAUCAUCAAAGGACAAGGCUGAAGAAUUAGCAAUAUUAAUUGGUGCUGAGAGCGUAGAGUUUAACAACAUUAAUAAUGUCAAUGUUGUACAAUUUAUAUGCGAUCCACUUGAGUUUAUUUCCGUUGAACGAGCUAUUAUUGAAUUGCAUCCUAACAUUUCAAUUUUAUCAGCUGAUGUGCAAUACUUGGCUAAAUCGUUAAUCGAUCUUACAGAGGAACAUGUUAAACGAAGCGAUCUUGUAAUUGAAGCUUUAUCGGAACAUCCAGAUGUACUUACAAUAUACGACAACAUAAUUGGCUACCCAAGCACGACAAUUAAGCGAGAUGUUAUAUUUUAACUGAUAAUAGCUUUUAUACAAUUAUAUUUUAAGUGAGCUCCGAGAAAUGUUAUUGUUAAAAUAAUUAGUUACAUUUUCUUGGAUGCAAGUAUAUUCUUCAUUUUUCUCUUGUA